AUAGCUGCACCGGGGGAGCCUACACGAGAAGGGACCUCUGAAGGACGAUAAAAGCGGCUGGACCGGAAGUGCUGGGUUGGCCGGCGCGGGGGACUCCGUGGGGACCCCGGAUACGAUGAAGGGGGCUUUGAGCAGCUGAGGAUCCUAGUCCCCGUAACCCUUCUCCCUCCUUCGCCUCGGGUGGCAGUAGCAGAAGCGUGGAGUGUGCAUGAUAGAGAGAGACGUAAAGACACUCUAUAUGUGCUCAGAUGCCAUCUCCGCAACUCCAAAGGCAUUUGCGUAGCUUGCAGGCUUCAAACUGUCCUGUCGUCGUUGGCCAGAUGGUUUCCUGGUAAAGAUGGCAUGGUUAUGACAAGUCCAGUUGAAGUGCCCAGUGCACUGUCUAGUCUGGUUUAUGGGAUCAGGUUCAGCUUUUGAGGCCUGAGGAUGUGGACAAAGUACGUUGAGUCAUUUGGCUAAACACAUGUGGUUUCCUUGAGCUAGCCAGGGAAGGCUGACCAGGGCCUGCCAUGAAGGUGAAAUUGAAAAACGUGUUUGUCAUCUAUUUCCUGGUGUCGGUGAUCGGCCUGAUGUAUGCGCUGCUGCAACUGGGACAGCCCUGUGACUGCACCCAGCACCUGAAGUCAGCCAGCGACCUCAUCCAUGCCAAGGAGAAAAAGCUGUCCCAGCUGCAGAAUGAGCUGAAGCGGCUCCAGGGGCGGGAAAAAGUCCCAGAGCCAGCAGAACAAGCCUUGCCGGUCAUUUAUGCCGUCACGCCCACCUACGCUAGGCUGGUCCAGAAGGCGGAGCUGGUGCGCCUGUCGCAGACCCUCCUGCACGUGAAGAACCUGCACUGGAUUGUGAUCGAGGAUGCGCCAGCCAAGACGCAGCUGGUCUCGGAGCUGCUGGCUCAGAGCCACCUGCGCUUCACACACCUGCAUACCGAGACGCCCAAGGAGCACAAGCGCAAGGAGAGCGACCCCAACUGGCUGAAGCCCCGGGGGGUGGAGCAGCGGAACCUGGCGCUGCAGUGGCUGCGGGAAAACCACGAGCUGGGCAAGAAGGCAGUGGUGUAUUUUGCAGAUGAUGACAACACCUAUAGCCUGCGCCUCUUUGACGAAAUCCGCUCCACCAAGCGCGUCUCGGUGUGGCCCGUCGGCCUGGUGGGAGGCCUCCGCUUUGAGCGCCCCCUGGUGGAGAACGGCAAAGUGGUGGGUUUCUACACAGCCUGGAAGCCCAACCGACCCUUCCCCAUGGACAUGGCCGGCUUUGCCGUGGCCCUCGAUCUGCUCCUGGCCAAUCGGGAAGCUCACUUUGACUUGCUGGCCGAGCGCGGCUACCUGGAGAGCAGCCUGCUGCAGUCACUGGUGUCGAUUGAGGAGCUGGAGCCUAAAGCUGACAACUGCACCAAGGUGCUCGUCUGGCACACCCGGACCGAAAAGCCCAAGAUGAAACAAGAGGAGUUGUUGCAAAAGCAGGGCCUGGGCUCCGACCCCAGCAUCGAGGUGUGACUGGGCUCCAUUUGGCCACUGAGACAUUGGCAGUGCUUCCGUGGGGCGUGGGAGGAGCUAGAAGGACUCGGCCAAACUCGAUUGGUCACAGAUGCUGAAGCCUUUGACUGCCACUCCCCUGCCCAUCUAUGGACAUGCUGCCCUGGAACUCUUUUAUUUAUUAAGGAUGAGCUCCCUGUUCUUGACCCCCAGCAUGGAAGGCACACUCUGUCUCCAGUGAGAAGAGACUUGAUUCACAACUGCUGCUAUCCCCGCCUCCCCCCUCACCUUCCUACUGCUGGGGAAAUGCCUUUUAUUUCGGUGCCCUCCCUCUUUAAAAACGUUUCUUCAUUGAAUGCUGCAGCUUCCUACUGGUGAAAAAGCCCCCUUUGCUUUCCCCUGCUGGCUGCUCUGCCCCCCC
Messenger RNA from Zootoca vivipara (common lizard), 1890 nucleotides. NCBI's taxonomy places the organism in Eukaryota, Metazoa, Chordata, Lepidosauria, Squamata, Lacertidae. The record is from RefSeq and is a predicted model, not a curated record.